AUGGAGGCCACGAAUUUAGCUCUUCCACCGCGGGAGUCCCUGAAAUCACGUUCGGAGAAUAAGGCAUUACAGUUGAAUAGUAAACCGAAUCAAGUCGGCACGGUGCUUCUCUACGGCGUGCCAAUAGUCUCUCUCGUCAUUGAGGGCGUGGAACGGCUUUGUCUCGCUCAGAUCUCCAACACGCUCCUCAAGCAGUUCUCUUACAACGAGAUACACAAUAGGAGGGUUGCUCUCGGUAUAACAUGUGUCCAGUGCACGCCGGUCCAGCUGGAGAUAUUGCGACGCGCCGGCGCCAUGCCUGUAUCGUCACGUCGAUGUGGAAUGAUCACAAGGCGGGAGGCUGAGCGUCUGUGUAAGUCGUUCCUCGGCGACAACGCACCACCGCGACUGCCUGACGACUUUGCUUUCGCAGUUCAUCACGAGUGCGCUUGGGGAUGUAGAGGUGCCUUCCUUCCGGCCAGGUAUAACUCAUCGCGGGCUAAGUGCAUCAAAUGCGCAUAUUGUGGCCUUUUCUUCUCUCCAAACAAAUUCAUCUUUCACUCGCAUCGCGUUGGCCCUGGGGACAAAUACGUACAACCUGACGCGGCCAACUUUAACUCCUGGAGGCGGCACAUGAAGCUCAGUGGGAGUCCACCCGAUGAGGUAGUCCACGCGUGGGAAGACGUUAAAGCAAUGUUUAACGGUGGAACGAGAAAGCGAAUGCUUUCUGCUGCUAGAAGGAUCCCACUUCGCAGGCCAGAACCCGAAGCGGAACCGAAGCGGUCAGCAGGAAGUCCGCCUAGCGCUCACACGCCAGUACCGAGGCUGGCGGAUUACGUGUGGGGGGCGAGGCUUCCGUUGCCUUACAUACCUUGGCUUAAACCUACGUUAUGGACUCCAGGUGCAUUGACGGCUUUAAGUGGUGUAAGCUCAUUAGAGGAACCACGAGCAUUCCGUCCGGUACGGUCCCAUCGUCUCGACUCUCCUCAGCUGUCACCUGUCUCGCCGCAGCGAUCGCCUACCAGGUCUUCAACAGCUACUUCAUCGCCAAGACAAAGUCGCUCACCGCUCCGCUCCCCGCUCCGCUCUCCGCUCCGGUCGCCACUACGUUCUUCUCCUGCUAGAUCGUCGAAGAGCGACCGAGAUAGCGACGAAAGUGUUGACAUCGAAACUACUGAAGAGGAUCAUCAUAAAAACGCCACUUACCCCUGGCCAUGUCGUGGAAUACCAACAACUCGUUCGGAAGAUUCGUGCUGGGGCUCCGUGGUACCGAAACUAGAGAGAGACGAUGAGGUGCGGAUCGAACCGUGGCGUCUACCGGACCUACGGCCACCUUUGCACUAUCUGCAUGAUAGAGAAGGAGAUAGCUGCGCAGCCUGCGUCGCACCUUUACCCCUGCUUCCCCCACCAGCACCAGCGCCACAUUAG
Molecule: messenger RNA, 1407 nt
Organism: Parnassius mnemosyne (clouded apollo)
Lineage: Eukaryota; Metazoa; Arthropoda; Insecta; Lepidoptera; Papilionidae
Source: the annotation of a GenBank genome assembly